AUGUCUCUCAAGAAUGGUACUGGGUUAGAUUUUGUAUCUACCCAUCCAUUUGUGAAAGCAACUCUGCAAGACAAGAUUCGUGGAGUCAUUUUUGGGUCUGCCCUGGGUGACUGUAUUGGUUUAUAUACAGGUUGGUUAUUUUUCCCCACGCGCCGUGUACAGAGGAGCUUACCAAAGUACCUAGAGUUCCUGUCUAAGAAGAUUGCCGAAGAUGCGUACCCUCAAGGUAGAUUCCAGCUAGUAGAUCCAGCUACUAAAUUCCGAAAUGAUGGCCAUAGGAACCAUGCUCUCUUAAUACUACUCUCAUAUCUACACCACAACGGACAGAUGCUCUCUCCCGCUGACCUAGCAAAACGUCUGAAAAUUUGGAUUGACCAAGGACUAAGGGCUCUAGAUCGCCCUCCUUGUGGUAUCGGAAAGACAGUGGGUUCGAUUGUCCUCGAUAAGGAAUACCUCACCAACCCAAGCCAGAAGGCACAUCAGUACUGGGUCAAAGGUGGUAGAAAUGUGGCACCGAACGGGUCUUUAAUGAGAACACAUCCUCUUGGUAUCAUAUGCCUUGCCUUUAGCUUGGAAAAAACCUUCCAGAUUGCUACCGAUUUUUCUCUGAUUACUCAUGCGGAUCCGCGAUGCAUUCUGGCAUGUUGCAUUUCCACCGGGCUGAUUCGUGGGAUAUUAAGAGGAGAAAUAUUGGACGAAAAGGGCUUGGAUACUCUUCUAGAGGACGCCUAUACGUGGGUCGACUCAUGGGUCCGGGAUGUUCGGCUGCCCAAGGAUGACGCACAAAAGGAGACUGACAGUGACAUAUACGAGCCUGACGCUCGGGAGUUCCUUGACAGAGAAGAGUUUGACCAGCAUGCCUACGCAAAGACCUUUUCUGAUCUACUCCUUGACGCUUCAUACAAAAUCGGGUACGUGUAUAAGUGCCUGGGAACAGCAAUAUUGAGUCUUCGAAUGGGCAUGCAAAAAUCACCCCAUGGCAGUACUCCAGGAACUGGAUCACCUCCCCCUCUCACCAAUUCAGCUAUUUUCGAGAACAUUAUCACAGAGCUUACAUAUGAGGCAGGGGACGCAGAUACCAAUGCAUGUGCUGCUGGUGCACUUCUUGGGUCCUGGCUUGGGUAUAACUCUCUUCCCUCUCACUGGAGAGAUGGUAUGGAUAACAAUGACUGGCUGAUGCAAAAGUGUAACUCCCUCAUCCAGGUUAUAGGGGCUGGAGAUGAUGGUGCUACACCAUAUGAUGGGAAAUUAGAUGCUGAUACCUCGCCUGAUGGGGGUAAAGGGCUAAUGAAUAAAGAAGAGCUGGAGAAAAGGGAUAGCGACAUGAUAGUUAAAUACAUGACUCGCCAUGCAGAAGGAGUUGCGGAGGAGAAAGCUCGACUAAAGGCGGAGGAAAAGCAGAAGAAAGGAUGGAAAAGUUUCUUGGGGUAA
Molecule: messenger RNA, 1431 nt
Organism: Trichophyton benhamiae CBS 112371
Lineage: Eukaryota; Fungi; Ascomycota; Eurotiomycetes; Onygenales; Arthrodermataceae
Exons: 3
Coding region: 1-1431 (476 amino acids)
Source: RefSeq, a predicted model, not a curated record